This is a messenger RNA of Zymoseptoria tritici IPO323, 1123 nucleotides long. RefSeq lists its product as uncharacterized. Gene Ontology annotation, biological process: apoptotic DNA fragmentation. Gene Ontology annotation, molecular function: nucleic acid binding; single-stranded DNA endonuclease activity; metal ion binding. Gene Ontology annotation, cellular component: mitochondrial inner membrane; nucleus. Lineage: Eukaryota; Fungi; Ascomycota; Dothideomycetes; Mycosphaerellales; Mycosphaerellaceae. The transcript has a single exon. The coding region runs from base 49 to 1089 and encodes 346 amino acids. The record is from RefSeq and is a predicted model, not a curated record.
GGCAAACAUAAGUACAUCCCGCCCGCCGCCGUUCUGAUUGCUCUGUGAAUGCCGCCCGCCAUGUCAAAAUUCACACUCGCCGUUGUCGCCGGUGCCUCCGCAGCGGUUGGAGCUGCUACGACCGCAGUUCUGUACGGAGUUGGAAAGCCCAAAGAGACGACGACGACAACAACGGUCACCUCGACUUCUACCUCGCCGUCCGCCUCUCGAACAUCACCUCCACCUCCUGCUCCGGUAGCACUCCCUCACGACUACACCAAACUGCCUCUCAUCCCUCCAGUCGACCCCGCCGGCGUCUUCCAAUAUGGCUUCCCAGGUCCCGUCUCCGACAUCCGCAACGCACCCUCCCUGACAUCCUCCUACAACCGAACGACACGAAACCCACACUGGGUUGCCGAGCACAUCACACCCGCAAGUCUGCUCAUGCAGAACGGCGACCGAAGACAUUCACAAUUCGCAGAGGACCACACGAUACCCGAAAAGUUUCGUGCGAAGCUGAAGGACUACUUCCGCUCGGGCUACGAUCGUGGACAUCAGGUACCCGCUGCGGAUGCGAAGUGGAGUCAGGAUGCCAUGGACUCUACCUUUGCUCUGUCCAACAUGUGUCCGCAAGUCGGCGAGGGUUUCAACAGAGACUACUGGGCACAUUUGGAGGACUUCUGCAGACGUCUGACGUCUUACUACCCGUCCGUUCGCAUCGUUACGGGUCCUCUCUACCUUCCCAAGCGGGACGUGGACGGCAAAUGGAAGGUCUCGUACGAAGUUGUUGGGCAUCCACCUAACGUCGCCGUGCCGACCCACUUCUACAAGAUCAUCUUCGCGGAGGACGGAAGAGCUGGUGGAGCGGUCAGUCUGGGAGCGUUUGUCCUACCGAAUGAUCGGAUACCGAACGACAAGCCGCUGCAGGACUUCGAGGUGCCGAUCGAAGCUCUGGAGCGGGCGUCAGGGCUGGAGUUUGCGAGCCUGCUGCCGGCUGCGAGGAGGAAGAAGCUGUGUCAGGAAGUCAGCUGCAGCAUCAUCGUGAAGCAAUACGCUGAGCGUCAGCGCACGAUGAUGACACCUCCGCCGCAGAAUCUUCCUCGACCGUAAGGCGGUCGACGAUCGGCGGCUCUGGCGUGGAGCC